UAUAAAAAUACGACCUAUUAUCUCUCUCCUUGCUUUGUUCUUCCUCACAAUCACUCAAUCGCUAGCAGCGUUAAUACAAUUGGCUUGAACAAUGGCUACAUUUGCAGAGAAGAGCUUUGACUCUAACAACUAUAAUCAAAACAGGCCCAAGUACCCGCGUUCCUUGUACGAGGCACUGUUCGAGUACCAUGACGGUGGUAAGCACACAGCUAUCGAUAUCGGUUGCGGCCCUGGCACUGCUUCAUUCCAGCUCCUGCAGUACGUUGAUAACGUCAUUGCCACUGACCCUUCAAACACCAUGGUUACCACGGGUCUCAAGUCGAUUACGCCUGAUGUGAAGGACCGUAUUCGAUUUGAAGUGGCAUACGCAGAGGACCUUCACCAAGUUGUCCCUCAAGACGGUAGUGUGGACCUGAUUGUAAGUGCCGAGGCACUACACUGGGUAGACCACCCCAAAUUCUUCAAGGAAGCCUCGAGGAUAUUGAGAUCUGGUGGAACGUUGGCGUACUGGGCCUACAUUAAUCCACGGUUUGUCGACCAUCCCAAGGCCACCGAAAUCUUUGAUAAAUACGAGUUUGAUGACCCACGUUACCUGAAGACAUAUUGGAGCCAGCCUGGAAAGGGCAUCUGUACAAACUUCUACAACGACAUUAAGGUCCCCACGGAGCUCUUCACAGACAUUGAAAAGCACGACUACAUCCCCGGUGAGACGAAGACCCACACGGCGUUCUUCCUUGGUGAUGAGAAGUUCACGCUGAAGAAGCUGCGUGCAAAUAUCACAACCUGGAGCGCUACCCAUAAAUGGAGAGAGCAGCAUGCCGGUGAAGACUGCGAGGACAUAGUGGAUCUACUCAUCAACGAACUGAAAGACACUCUUGGUUGGGAUGACGAUACAGAGGUCACCAUGGAGUAUGGUACUACCUAUGUCUUUGUGAGAAAACCGUGAUUGCCAUGUUUCUUUGUUGAUAAUUUACAUAGUUUUCAGCCAUAUUUGCGCCAAAUGUUGAUGAUGUAAACAAA
This is a messenger RNA of Williopsis jadinii, 1020 nucleotides long. Its product is annotated as class I SAM-dependent methyltransferase. Bases 92 to 946 code for a protein of 284 amino acids. NCBI's taxonomy places the organism in Eukaryota, Fungi, Ascomycota, Saccharomycetes, Phaffomycetales, Wickerhamomycetaceae. Gene Ontology annotation, molecular function: S-adenosylmethionine-dependent methyltransferase activity. The transcript has a single exon. The record is from RefSeq and is a predicted model, not a curated record.